AUGUAUAAAACUGACGAUGAAGAACGAACGAGCGGCGAGCCGGAUGCGAGAAAGAGGCACAAGGCGAAAGCAAUGCUAGGUAGCGAUCACACCACCAACUCUUAUUUCGCAGCCAUAAGGAGCUGUAUCAGACUAUUUGUGAUCCGCGAAAAAAGAAUCACAAAUUCUUUGCGAAUACGUGGUUCAUGGCAACAAAAAGAUUUCGGUCAAGUUAUCAAAGAUGUCGACGAAUUUACUCGUACCAUUACUUCUAAUGAUCCUUUACACCUUCAACAUAAGGACUCAACCACGCAUCCACCUCUUCAGCAAAAAGAACCAUAA
Molecule: messenger RNA, 321 nt
Organism: Ambispora gerdemannii
Lineage: Eukaryota; Fungi; Glomeromycota; Glomeromycetes; Archaeosporales; Ambisporaceae
Source: the annotation of a GenBank genome assembly